CCUCCCUAAUCUGUAUAAAUUCCACACCACAGAAACUGAGUAGCUUUGGAAACUGACCUUGCCGAGGAGCCCAAGCUGGAAAUUUAGGUAAGUGACCUAAGAGGUAGGGCAAGGAGCUGUUUCUGCUUGAGGCUUAGAAAAGGCCUCUCAGGGUUGUAAAGCUACUAUGGCUCUGGAGAAGUCUGUCGUCCUGUUUCCACUGCUAGUCCUGGUGCUGCUGGUGCUAGGAUGGGUCCAGCCUUCGCUGGGCAAGGAAUCUUCAGCCGAGAAGUUCCUGCGGCAGCACGUGGACUCAAUUGAUUCCCCCGGAAACCUUAGCCCCACCUACUGCAACCAAAUGAUGCUGCGCCGGAAUAUGACAAAGGGAUCCUGCAAGCCUGUGAACACCUUUGUGCAUGAGCCUCUGAAAGACAUUAAGGCUGUCUGCUUCCAGGAAAAUGUCACCUGUAAGAACGGCAAUAGCAACUGCUACAAGAGCCAUGCCAGUCUGCACAUCACAGACUGCCGCACGAUAAGCAGCUCUAAGUAUCCAGAUUGUGCUUACAAGACCAGCCAGGAGCAGAAGCACAUCAUUGUGGCCUGCGAGGGGGACCCCUUUGUGCCGGUUCACUACGAUGCCUCCGUGUGAGGCUCCACCUAAGCCAGACCAAUAAGAUUCCCCUGUCCCCCAGCUUCAUCUUCCCAAUACCCGUCUCCCCAUUUCUUUCUUUUCCCUGAAAAAAAAUAACUCCUCUUAGGCUUCUAAGAAAUACAAACAUGCUUUUUCUCUCUGGAACCUUGUUUCUGCGUGGCUCUGGGCCUGGUGAGCAUCCUCCGUUUCUUUCAAUAAAACAAUUGCACCCCCCUGAUUCCUCAAA
Messenger RNA from Nannospalax galili (Upper Galilee mountains blind mole rat), 857 nucleotides. It is a transcript of the gene Rnase1, whose product is annotated as ribonuclease A family member 1, pancreatic. The record is from RefSeq and is a predicted model, not a curated record. NCBI's taxonomy places the organism in Eukaryota, Metazoa, Chordata, Mammalia, Rodentia, Spalacidae. Gene Ontology annotation, molecular function: nucleic acid binding; RNA nuclease activity. The transcript has 2 exons. The coding region runs from base 167 to 628 and encodes 153 amino acids.